AUGCAUUUAUCACUGGAUAGCAUGAACAUGGUGGACGAAGGUUGCCUCUCGCCCAAUAAUUUCCAUGAGAUGGUUAAAGGAGGUGGGGCGGCUGUGGGAACCCGAGUCCACAGCAUUGAUGUCAUCCUAGGCUUCAGUAAGGAGCAGGACCCCUCGCUUAACUCCUCUGGACAUGUUGGGCCCCAUAAAGUUGGAGUGGAGGGCCUAGGAGACCCCAGAAAACAGGACCAAACCCACUCAUAUGGACACCUCUCCAGUCUGAGGGACAAUCCUGAGCAGCCCUCUUUUCAUGAUCCAGAGAUGUACUCGAACAAGUGUGAGGUGGGCAUGAAUGAGCUCCACAAGGGCCUCGACAGCGAGGCCAAAUCCCCGGAGCCUGCCGACGAGGAGCAGCCCAAGAAGAAGCACAGGCGCAACCGCACCACCUUCACCACCUACCAGCUGCACGAGCUGGAGCGUGCCUUCGAGAAGUCCCACUACCCCGACGUUUACAGCCGCGAGGAGCUGGCCAUGAAAGUUAACCUCCCCGAAGUCAGAGUGCAGGUGUGGUUCCAGAAUCGCAGAGCCAAGUGGCGACGCCAGGAGAAGAUGGACGCGAGCAGCAUGAAGCUCCACGACUCUCCGGUGCUGUCCUUCAAUCGGCCGCCCAUGCACGCCAACAUGGGACAGGUGACCAACUCUCUGCCCCUGGACCCGUGGCUGACAUCCCCGCUGACCAGUGCCACGCCGGUGCACAGCAUCCCAGGGUUCAUGGGCCCGUCGCAGGGCCUUCAACCAGGAUAUACGAGCCAUGGCUUCCUCAACACCCCUCAGCCCAUGGGCCAAGCGAUGCAGACAAUGGCCCCGCCACCGUACCAGUGCCCUGCACCUUUCACUGAUAAGUACCCGCUGGAGGAUGUGGAUCAGCGAAGCUCCAGUAUUGCCUCUUUGAGGAUGAAAGCCAAGGAACACAUUCAGUCCAUGGACAAGACGUGGCAACCCAUGUGA
Messenger RNA from Sardina pilchardus (European sardine), 987 nucleotides. RefSeq names its product retinal homeobox gene 1 (gene rx1). The transcript is spliced from 3 exons. Gene Ontology annotation, molecular function: DNA-binding transcription factor activity, RNA polymerase II-specific; RNA polymerase II cis-regulatory region sequence-specific DNA binding. The coding region runs from base 1 to 987 and encodes 328 amino acids. Gene Ontology annotation, biological process: positive regulation of transcription by RNA polymerase II. The record is from RefSeq and is a predicted model, not a curated record. NCBI's taxonomy places the organism in Eukaryota, Metazoa, Chordata, Actinopteri, Clupeiformes, Clupeidae.